This is a messenger RNA of Dipodomys spectabilis (banner-tailed kangaroo rat), 1131 nucleotides long. It is a transcript of the gene Gpr142, whose product is annotated as G protein-coupled receptor 142. Lineage: Eukaryota; Metazoa; Chordata; Mammalia; Rodentia; Heteromyidae. The coding region runs from base 16 to 1131 and encodes 371 amino acids. The transcript has 3 exons. Gene Ontology annotation, biological process: G protein-coupled receptor signaling pathway. Gene Ontology annotation, molecular function: G protein-coupled receptor activity. Gene Ontology annotation, cellular component: membrane. The record is from RefSeq and is a predicted model, not a curated record.
UCAGGACCCAGGAGCAUGGGGCUGGAAGGACCAGAGACAGUUGGCCAGCCACCAGUGACUCUGCUGCCCGCACCCAAUGGGAGUGGCCCGGGCCAAGAGUUUGCAGGCCCCUGGUUGGAGAUCCCGGAGCGGUCACCGUGUGUAGCUGGCAUCGCCCCUGUGAUCUACUACAGCGUCCUCCUGAGCCUGGGGCUGCCCGUCAAUCUCCUGACCACAGUGGCCUUGGCCCGUCUUGCUGCCAGGACCAGGAAGCCCUCCUACUACUACCUUCUGGCACUCACGGCCUCAGACAUCGUCACGCAGGUGGUCAUCGUAUUUGUGGGCUUCCUCCUUCAAGGAGCCGUGCUGGCACGCCAGGUACCCCAAGCUGUGGUGCGCACAGCUAACAUCCUGGAGUUUGCCGCCAACCAUGCCUCGGUGUGGAUCGCUGUCCUGCUCACGGUCGAUCGCUACCAUGCCCUGUGCCAGCCCCUGCACCAUCGGGCCACCUCGUCCCCAGGCCGGACCUACAGGGCCAUAGCCACAGUCUUCAGUGCUGCCCUCCUGACUGGCAUCCCCUUCUACUGGUGGCUGGACGUGUGGAGGGACGCAGACCCCCCCAGCACCAUGGAUGAGCUCCUCAAGUGGGCUCACUGUCUCAUCGUCUAUUUCGUGCCCUGUGGGGUUUUCCUGGUUACCAACUCAGCCAUUGUCCUCCGACUCAGGAAGAGAGGCCAGCGUGGGGCACAAGCCUGGAGGAGCAAGAGCACCGCCAUCCUCCUGGGGGUCACCUCGCUCUUCGCCAUCCUUUGGGCACCCCGGAUCUUCGUCAUGCUCUACCAUUUGUACGUGGCCCCCGUCCACCGGGACUGGAGGGUCCACCUGGCCUUGGAUGUGGCCAAUAUGGUGGCCAUGCUCAACACGGCAGUCAACUUCGGCCUCUACUGUUUUGUCAGCAAGACUUUUCGGGCCACCGUCCGACAGGUCAUCCAUGAUGCGCACCUGCCCUGCACUCUGGGGGCACGGCCAGAGGACAUGGGAGUGGAGCCUGUGCUGAAGCAAGUAGGACUCCCCCAAAGAGACAGCAAUGUAGAAGAGGGGCUCCAGCCGGGGGGCCUGGAGAGCUCAGGACCACAUGUACGGGCACUUUAG